CCCCACCCCCCCAAAUAUCGUUUCUCCUAACUUUCUAUACCUAAAAUUUGAAGCCUAAUACUAUCAAAGGACACGCAGCUGAGAUAAUGAACAAGUAAGGUGAAGCCUAAUUAUUGUAUAUUAUAGCUGGGGGAUGAUCAUCUAGACCAAGAGGCCUCUUAACAAUGGCUACGAAACUAAGUUCAGGAUACUUGUGUUGCAUGCUUCUACUGCUUCUCUCAGGCACUGCAUUCUCUCAGUCGAUUGUCAAGACUCUUCCCGGCUUCCCCGGCGAAUUGCCAUUUAAACUUGAAACUGGAUACAUAACUGUGGGCGAUGUCGUGUUCUUCUACUAUUUCAUUGAGUCGGAAGGGUUUCCGGGAGCUGAUCCUCUUCUACUCUACUAUAAUGGAGGCCCUGGUUGUUCUGGUUUAAAUGGAUUUCUUUACCAGAUUGGUCCAUUAAAAUUCAAUAUCACUGGUUAUACUGGGGGCUUACCAACAUUGAUAUACGAACCAAACUCAUGGUCAAAGACUGCCAACAUAAUAUUCUUGGAUGGACCUGUGGGUGCUGGCUUUUCGUAUGCAACUGCACAAGAAGCUUGGGACACAACAGACUAUCUUUAUGCAACACAGCUCUAUGAGUUUCUAAGAAAUUGGUUGAGCAUACACCCAAGUUUCAUGAACAAUCCAGUCUUUCUUGGAAGCGAUUCCUAUGCAGGAAUAAUUACUCCAAUUCUUGCUCAAAAUAUCAUAAAUGGCAAUGAAGCAGGAGUUGUGCCUUUUGUGAAUCUCAAAGGAUUCGUGCUUAGUUGCCCUCAUACGAAUACAGAUCUUGAAACGGACGUAAAAAUAACAUUUGCUCACCGGAUGGCUUUAAUAUCGGAUGCCAUGUAUGAUACAGCCAAAGAUAGUUGCCAUGGGAAUUAUGCUUAUCCAGACAAUUCAAACUGUACAGAGGCACUAUCAGCAAUAAGUCAGUGCAUAGAGCUAAUAAGUGAUCAAAAUAUAUUGGAACCCGCUUGUGCUUUCUUGUCACCGAAAGCAAAAGAAAUGGCAAAAGAAGAAAGAGCUCGAAGAUCACUAAGAGAAAAAUCAAACAAUUUUAUUCUUCCAUCAACUAGAAGCGGUGACUUUUGGUGCAAAAAUUUUGAUUAUUUGCUCUCUGACAUAUGGGGAAAUUACAAAAGUGUUCAAGAAGCUCUUCAUGUUCGACCGGGAACAGUGAAACAAUUCUUUAGGUGCAAUGUCACCAUUGAGUACACAGUUGACACAGAUGAUGUUGUCCCAGUUCAUAAAAAUCUUACCGCCUCAGGCUUGCAAGUCUUGGUGUUCAGUGGUGAUCAUGACAUGGUUAUUCCUCAUAUCGGUAUUGAACAAUGGAUACUUGCUCUCGACCUAACAAUUGAUACUGAUUGGCGACCAUGGUUUGUCGAUGGUCAAGUUGCAGGGUACACAAGGAAAUAUACAGAUGAUGGGUACCGUUUGACAUAUGCAACUCUAAAGGGAUCUGGACAUUCGCCACCAGAGUAUAAACGCAGGGAAUGUUAUGAUAUGUUCGACAGAUGGAUCCAUUAUUAUCCUCUGUAGUUUUUUCUUUAUCUUUUUAUUUCUUAAAUUUUGGCAAAAUUUUCAUAUGUAGUUUAAUAAUUGAAAUUAAAGUUGAUGCGACAAUUGUCUCCAACAAUGCAAUCCUUGUUUUGUGUUGCUGUAUUUUAUGCGGUAUAUGAACUUUUUGAUAUAAGAAUGAACCAUAAUGAAAAAGAACUAAGUCAUUAAUUUUUGGUGAUUUUA
Molecule: messenger RNA, 1772 nt
Organism: Quercus robur (English oak)
Lineage: Eukaryota; Viridiplantae; Streptophyta; Magnoliopsida; Fagales; Fagaceae
Product: serine carboxypeptidase-like 17
Exons: 14
Coding region: 165-1568 (467 amino acids)
Biological process (GO): proteolysis; secondary metabolic process
Molecular function (GO): serine-type carboxypeptidase activity; acyltransferase activity, transferring groups other than amino-acyl groups
Source: RefSeq, a predicted model, not a curated record